GUUGCUAUAUAUACAACUAUAUAAUUACUCUUUUUUUUUUGUCCAGUGACAUUAAAUACAAUGAAUGUAUGUUGUUGUAGAGUGUACAUGAUAAUGAUGAUACCUCUUUGUUUCAGGUUGCUGUAUUCGGUUCUUCCUCCGUCUGUAGCCAAUGAGCUUCGGCAUAAGCGGCCCGUGCCUGCUAAACGAUAUGACAAUGUGACAAUUCUUUUCAGUGGCAUUGUUGGGUUCAAUGCGUUCUGCAGCAAACAUGCAUCAGCAGAGGGAGCCAUUAAAAUUGUCAAUCUGCUCAAUGACAUCUACACUAGAUUUGACAUUCUCACUGAUUCUCGGAAGAAUCCUUAUGUUUAUAAGGUGGAGACAGUUGGUGAUAAGUACAUGACUGUGAGUGGUCUUCCGGAGCCCUGCACCCACCAUGCAAAAUCCAUCUGUCAUCUGGCCCUGGACAUGAUGGAGAUCGCUGGACAGGUGAAAGUAGACAAGGAUCCUGUGCAGAUCACCAUUGGAAUACACACAGGAGAGGUGGUCACAGGAGUCAUAGGUCAAAGAAUGCCCCGUUACUGCCUGUUUGGAAACACAGUCAACCUAACAAGUCGUACAGAGACCACAGGAGAAAAAGGAAAGAUAAAUGUGUCGGAGUAUACAUGCAGGUGUUUGCAGUCAAUGGAAAACGCCGAUCCGCAGUUUAAUUUGGAGUACAGAGGACCUGUAACCAUGAAAGGAAAAAAAGAACCAAUGAAAGUAUGGUUUCUCUCACGCAAGACCUAACAGACGCGCCAUAGAGGCGCAGCGAUGCGAUUUUUAUUGUGUUCUCAGCUAAUGCGUGUUCUUUCUGAAAUCUAUGAAUAGGAGCAUACUUUGCUUUCUUCAUCAAGAUCAUUUUAUUCUUCCCCUCUCAAAUUAAGAAUGUUCUUUAGUGACCCCUGCAUUUCAAGUGCCAAUUAUCUCUGAUUCACAGAUAAUGACAAAAUAGGGGGGAAAGGGUAUUGCUUAGCUAAAGGCAAACAGCUCUACACAUUUUACGUAGAAAUAUGGAAAUGACUGUCCAUUUGAUAUUAAUCAUACUAUUAGAGUGCCAGCUAUUGAAUAGAUUUAAUACAGAAACAGAACAUCGGAAUAAAUAAAACUGGAACAUGGUACAAAUACACUAUGCAAUGUGCAGACAUGCUCAUCAAGUGUUUGUUUUCAUUUUGGUUUAUUUAUAGUAAAGAAUGUGACAGUAUUUAGAUCACUACCAAGUCCAGAAUGUUUCAUUUAUGUCAUCACUGAGCAAAACAAGUUGUGUGUUGAUA
This is a messenger RNA of Sinocyclocheilus grahami, 1292 nucleotides long. Its product is annotated as guanylate cyclase soluble subunit beta-1-like. Lineage: Eukaryota; Metazoa; Chordata; Actinopteri; Cypriniformes; Cyprinidae. Gene Ontology annotation, molecular function: guanylate cyclase activity. The transcript has 4 exons. Gene Ontology annotation, biological process: cGMP biosynthetic process; response to oxygen levels. Bases 61 to 768 code for a protein of 235 amino acids. Gene Ontology annotation, cellular component: guanylate cyclase complex, soluble. The record is from RefSeq and is a predicted model, not a curated record.